UCUUACCAACAAAAAAGUGCACGUUUUAAAUACAUGUAGACGUACAUAGUUAUAAAACUAACCUAAAGUAACCUCACGUAACAAAUCUUUUAAUAUCAAGUAUCUAUCAUUCUAGUAUCAAGCACAGACGGGAUUAUAUUAAUGUCAUCUUUCUAAAAUUAUUAAUUUUUUUUGUAUAACAAAAUAAUUAUUUCCAUCUCAAUAUUUAUUUUCGAGUUUUCGCUUUAUCAAUGACGAAGCACAGUCAAUGAUAUUGUGAAAUGUGUCACUUAAUUGUCAUAGAUGUACAUGUAUUAUUGAACAUAUAUUCACCUACUUUAGUAUUAAAAUUAAUAUUUUUAUCUUUUCGAUCUUUCGAUCCGUGCGGUAUUGUACUAUGAUUUCAUAUUUCGAAAGUUUUCGUUUUUAAAAUAAUGGCGUCAAUCGAAGAACCUCGGUCAUAGAAGUUGGCAUUGCACAAUAAAUUGGACGUAAGACGAAAUAGGGUAAUUUAAUGAACGAAAAAAAGUUUUUUUUCUUCUUCUUCAUUUACUUUCUCUCUUAAUCGUCAAGUUUAAUAAAAGGACAUGAAACGUCGUAUAAAUCCAUAGAAAGCGCAUAUGGAUUAUGUUAUUUGUAAAUCAUUUAGAAAUGAGUGCACGCUAAUGUAUCAAAACAUUACCCAUAUCGCGAGAUGUUUAGCCGAAUAAUCUAUCUUGCAAGCGUUUACACUACUACGUGUAAAUAGCAUGAGCACAUCCACACAAAAAUCACCGUGUAUGUGUAUACGAGUAUAUAUCCUUCGUCCGUAAUUAUUGUUUAUCACAAAGGGAAGAGAAAUGUUGAAAAUAUGGUUAAAAGGAGUCGCACGAGCUGCGAGGAACUUAGCGAAAAACACAGGAUCAUGAAGGUGAAAGAAAGAUCUGAUCGUAAAUGAGUAAAGAAAGGAAACAAAAAAAGAUAAAGAAGAAAAGAAAAAAAGAAAAAGAAAAAAAAAAAAAUAGAAAAGAAUAAAAAAAAAGGCGAUAAGGAAGGUGAGGGUCUCGAAGGAUAAGAAAUACAUCCCUGGAUAGCUGCUUUGCUAUUCGUCAGUUGGAGUGGAAGGGACGAGAGGCAUAGAGGGGAAGUCGAGGAGGCGGGGGUACUACUUUCCGUCGAGGAGGUGAGCGUGCGUGUGCGUCUCGCGGUCGAGAUCUCGCGAGAGAAAAUGAAAUCCGAAAUGGUUAUCGCCACGCUAUGACCCGAAAAAAAUAAAUCUUUCUUUACGUCCGUGAGUGAAUAACGAUGGAUUCGCCAUACGAAAUGGAUGCCAGUGUAUCGAGAAACGAGUCUGCUAUAGCACCAGAGCUCUACUUCUUGAUAGCAAAAUUUCUCGCGGCAGGGCCAUGUCACGAGGCUGCUACGACGCUGAAGCGCGAUUUGGAGCGAGCGAAGGUUUUACCAGAAAGGCUCGAUUGGGAGGGAAAUGUGCAUAGCCAAAGUUUCCAAGAAUUGGAAAAGAAAUAUCCUCACAUAGGAUCGCAAUACUUGCUGCAAAUAUGUGCAAGAAUAGGUCCGGUUUUAGAAAAAGAGGUACCGCCAUGUAUUCCAGGAGUUAUAUCAUUACUUGGAGCUGGCAGACAAUCUUUAUUACGUACGCACGAAGAUCUAUCCCGUCGAACGCGUGGUAUCGUUGCUUGUUCUGGAAGAUUAGGAGGAAAGCCUUUUAUGGAUCUUCCUUAUAGUUUAUCAGUGACUAACAUAGUGCGUGUUCUUCAAGGAAGAGAAAACUCAGGUCCUAUGAGUCGUCAAGAAGCAAUACCAACCAAAUUUUAUAGUAAAAUGCAACUUUAUCGACAUACAUUAGGACAUUUAUCAGCAGUUUAUUGCGUUUUGUAUGAUCGAACGGGAAAAUACAUAGUAACUGGUGCAGAUGAUUUGCUUGUUAAAGUAUGGAGUUCUAUAGAUGGUCGGCUAUUAGCUACAUUUCGAGGUGCUUCAGCCGAGAUUAUGGAUAUAGCAAUAAACUUCGAUAACACGUUACUCGCAGCUGGCAGUUUAGAUCGGAUACUUAGAGUCUGGUGUUUUCAAACUAUGUCUCCUGUGGCUGUUUUGUCUGGACACUCUGGUAUGAUAACAUCUAUUAACUUCUGUCCUAUUUCUUGUAAUGGUGUUUAUUAUAUGGUAUCCACCAGUACAGAUGGUUCAGUUGCAUUCUGGUCUCAUACAAAAAAGCCAAAGGAAAGAGCAAUAUUUCAACCUAAGCCGAUUCAAUAUCAUGAAAAAAUGAGACCUGGCCAAGCUCAAAUGAUAUGUGCAUCGUUUAGUCCUGGUGGAGCUUUCAUGGCAGCAGGCUCAGCCGAUCACCAUGUGAGAGUUUAUGCAAUGUUAGGGGACGAAGGACCACGUAGAGUUUUAGAAGUAGAGGCACAUUCUGAUACCGUUGAUAGUAUUCAAUGGGCUCACAGUGGUUUAAGAUUUAUUUCUGGAUCUAAAGAUGGUACUGCAAAUGUAUGGAAUUUUGAACAACAGCAGUGGGUGCAUAAACGUCUUCUUAUGACCACAAGACUCCCCGGAGAGCCAGAAACGGACGAAGACACAAAUAAGAAGGCUAAAGUUACUAUGGUUUGUUGGGACGUAAGUGACGAAUGGGUAAUUACCGCUGUAAAUGAUAGUUCAUUGAAAGUGUGGAACUCAAAAUCGGGAGAAUUAAUAAAAGUCCUUCGCCGUCAUAAAGAUGAGGUGUUUGUACUGGAAUCUCAUCCGAUAGAUCCUCGUGUUAUAUUAAGUGCCGGUCACGAUGGACAGCUCAUUAUAUGGGAUGUUCUAAAUACAGAACCAGUGGCUUGUUUUCAAAAUUUUAUCGAGGGACAAGGAAAUGGUGCGGUUUUUGAUGCAAAAUGGUCUCCUGAUGGAACAAUGAUCGCAGCAACCGAUUCUCAUGGUCACCUUUUAAUGUAUGGAUUUGGAUCUGGCGUAGAAAAAUUGAAAAUAGUACCAAAAGAACUCUUCUUUCAUACAGACUAUAGGCCAUUACUUAGAGAUAUAAAUAAUUAUGUUUUGGAUGAACAAACGCAAACAGCUCCCCAUUUAAUGCCACCUCCAUUCCUCGUUGAUGUGGAUGGAAAUCCAUACCCUCCUGCAUUACAAAGAUUAGUCCCUGGUAGAGAAAAUUGUCGUGGGGAACAAUUGGUACCUAAUAUAGCAGUAGGCGCUGGAGGAAUGCAAGAAGUUAUAGAAGGUCUUCCUGUGCAAGAACCAAGAUCCAAUAUUGAUAGAUUGAUUGAAGCUCUUGCACAGAGACAAAAUAUUGACGCAGAUGGUGAUUUAGGUGCAAAUGAUAGAGAAGAUAAUGCAGGAGAACAACCAAUUCGUCAAAUUGCUAGUCCUCGCGGCAGUAGGCCAGGCUUAAGGAGAGCAGGCGAUGUUGAAGGUGUUAGGCAAAGUAGUGGUAAUUGGCAAAGAGACAAUACCACACCUUGGAAUAAACCAAUUCUUGCUCGACCUAUGAAUCAAGCUACUAGGGAAACACAAUUUAAUUCGCUUCGUGCUAUGGCAGAUGUGGAAUUAGAAAAUUGGAGGCGAGAAAUGCGAAGUAGACCCCAACCUGCUUUGAACACUGCAGCCGUUCAGGAUAGUAUAGGGAAUAAAGUAGCAAAUCGAAAGCGUAAUAGAGGUGCUAGACACGGAUAUAGAACUAGAGCGGCACGAGACGAAGAACGGGACGAUGAAGAAUUUGAGAAUCCUGAAAACGGGGGAACCACAGGAAGUUCGGCUAGUAGUAAUAGUAAUGAUUCAACUGCAAAUGAAGAAGAUUUAUGUUCAGAUAGUUCUACUUCUGAAUGUAGUACCCAAUAUUCAGAUUGGAUUGCAGAUCAUGGUUUAAAUCUUGAACCUCCCAAACGCAGUAAACGUAAGCCUGUUAAAAAAAGGUCUCUUACUCCACCAAGCGAUACCGAUAGAAGACGCAAUAAAGGUCGUACAGCAAAGAAAGCAUAUAUUUAUAGUGAAGAUAUUACUGAAGUUCCUGAAGUUCUUCGACCUCCCGAAUGGCUCACCGAAGUAGUACCACGUAAAGCUCCAUAUUAUCCACAAAUGGGUGAUGAAAUCGUAUAUUUUCGUCAAGGUCACCAAUUUUAUUUAGACGCUGUUAGAAAUAAGAAAGUUUACGAACUUGGUCCAAAUAGUGAGCCAUGGGCUAAAAUGCGCAUAAGGGCGCAAGAGUUCGUGAAAGUAGUAGGUAUAAAGUAUAUAAUUCGUCCACCCCGACUUUGUUGUUUAAAGCUUGCAUUAAUGGAUGAAGAAGGCCGAUUUACUGGAGAAAAUUUUACAAUAAAAUAUCAUGAUAUGCCAGAUGUGUUGGACUUUUUAGUUCUACGUCAAACGUUUGACAUAGCAUUGGCUCGCAGUUGGUCGGAAGGUGAUAGGUUUCGUUGUAUGAUCGAUGAUGGAUGGUGGAUGGGACAAAUUCAAUCUAUGGAACCAUUAGAUGAAGAUUUUCCCGAAUCAUUUUUUAUGUGUUUCCGUGUACGUUGGGAUAAUGGAGAAUAUGAACGAAUGAGUCCAUGGGAUCUUGAACCGAUUGAUGGAGAUAGAUUGCCUGCUGAAAUUGGAGGAGCAGUUCCUGUGCUUCCAGAGGAGAUACAAGCUAUAUUGUAUCAACCUACUCCAGAGGAAUGGCCAAUGGGUGACAGAGUUGCAACAUGUCGUAGAAUUAUACGAGGCCUUGACCAAGUAAUGAGCCUCGCGAUAGCAGAACCUUUUGUGGCACCAGUAGAUCUCAAUGCUUAUCCUGGUUAUGCAUUUGUUGUACAAUAUCCCAUCGAUUUAUCAACUAUAAAAGCUCGUUUCGAAAAUCAUUUUUAUCGAAGAAUAACAUCUGCUCAAUUUGAUAUUAGAUAUUUAGCAACAAAUGCUGAGAUAUUUAAUAAACCUCAUAGUGGGAUAGUGAAAUGUGCAAGGAUAAUCACAGAUUUAUGUUUGCGUAUAAUAAAAGAAACCACGGAGUUAGACGUACCUGCAGUAUAUCAUCAAUUAGUCGAUACAUAUUGUUCAUCGGAAUCUGAUACAGAUAUGGCUGCGAAAGAUAAACCUUCAACGAGUACACAAAGAUCAACCUCUAGUAGAAAUCUUCGAUCGCAAGAAAUAUCGCAAGAUUGGAAAUUGGCAUGUCGACAGUUAUUGGAUACUUUGUGGCAGUGCGAAGAUUCAAUCCCUUUCAGAGAACCAGUCGAUAGGUUGGAACAUCCAGAUUAUCAUCAAAUAAUAGAUACACCAAUGGAUUUACGCACUGUAAAGGAAGAUUUGUUAGGUGGCAACUAUGAAACACCUUUGGAAUUUGCAAAAGAUAUGAAAUUAAUAUUUACAAAUAGUAGAAAUUAUAAUACAAACAAACGUUCAAGAAUAUAUUCUAUGACAAUAAGAUUAUCAGCAAUGUUUGAAGAACACAUGCGUAAAAUUGUUUCUAAUUGGAAGUCGGCAAGGAGACGUAAUAAUAAUGCGAAAGUAAAUGUGAAAACGAAAGUACAGAAACGAAAGCAACGUUUAACAAAUGGCACUGGACCAUCCAAAGGAAAGUUUAUAUGUACCGAAGAUGAAGAUAUAAAUACAGAAGAUGAAGGAACAGUUGUGCAACAAAAAAGAAAGCCUACUAAUCUGCAUGAACCAGGUCCAUCCCGAAUGACUAAUGGUGUUCAAAAACAAUCGGGUAGCUCAACGCGUUCGAUGAUAAAAUUGAGGAUUCCUAGAUCUUUGGUGCAAAGGAAAGUUAAAAAAAGUGACAGUGAAUUAAGUGAAUCCGAAGCAUCAUUGGAAAGUGAUAGCAGUCAUGGUCCUCCUGUACGACGAACUAGAGCAAGGAAAGCAGUAAGCAGUGAGAGUACAGAUAAUGAUUCUGGAGAAGUUUAUACUCCUAGUGGUCGUGGAAAACAGACUCGUAAAAACCGAAGUAAAAAUAGUAAAAAUAAUAGACAAGUGAAAUCAAAUUCUAAACAAUUUGUUAUUCCCGACGAUGAUGCAGAAGACGAUGCAGAGGACCAAGAUCAGUUUAUCUCGGAGUCUUCCGAUGAAGAAAGCGAAGAGGAAGUAAUUCAUAGAAGUAAUACAAGAUCACGAAAGUUGCCACAUGCGGCAGGAUCAAAACAUACAGCCAACAAUAAAAGAAAUAAUGCCUCUGAAAGUCAUUCCGAUGAUGAUGAAGAAGAAGAGGAGGAGGAGGAGGAGGAGGAGGAGGAGGAACAGUUGCAUCAUGGUACUAACAAUGAAGAUUCAGAUAGUGAUGAUACAGAUGAACUUGUAGAACCUUCAACAUCACAGAGAAAAUCGCGUACAUGUAGGGAAUCUGACCAUCGAGAUGUAUUAUCAAAUUCUAGGAGAAGUGGAAAGCGUGCACGUUAUAAUGAAGAAAGUGAUGAGAGUAGUACAGUACCAGUGAGAAAUAGACGUAAAAUAAAACGACGUUAUUAUGCUGAAGAAAGUGAUGAAAGUAUACCAGAACCUGGAAUUAGCAUAAGUAGUAGGGGUCGAGUGAGGAAAAUGACAGCUCGUGCACGUGCUUUUCUUUUAGAAUGACCUUAACAGCAUCUUCUAUGUUAGUAAUAUAAGAUGUACAUUGGAGUUCUAAUCAAUUUGCAAUUGUACAUAAAGAAAAACAUGAUAAUUUAAUAUGCAAUUUAAAAAUUCACAUUUUGAAGAUAGUGUAUCUAUAUAUAGAUGGAUAACACUAUAUGAAAAAUAUUUAGAUGAAUGCCAGAUGUAUAGCCUGAGAAUUACAGGAAAUUCAUAUGCAAAAAAGUGUAUACUUGAAACAACUAUUAACAGCAAUAUGAGUUUAAUACUCCUGCAACAAUGUACUUCCACUAUUAUGAGACAGAGAAAUAAAGGUAUUUUUUAAAGUUUAAGUGCAAGUGUAAAAAGACUACGAGAAAGAAAUGAAAGCAAAAUGAAAGCACUGUAAUCCGCCCUAUAAUACUCUUAUCACGUCUAUAUUAUUUAAUGACAUUUGAAUCAAUUGAAAAAAGACAGUUAAAGAUUUUAGAAGUGUGGAUGAUCAUAUUUUCAUAUAUGUUAAUUGCUGAUCUUCGAAACGAAUGAAGUGAAAAAAAUUAUUUCACUUUAUUUAGAGUUUAAAGAGACCUGUUUUACAUUUGCUAUUUACUGCACUGCACUGUAACCUCUGUUUGUAAUUGAUUUCAUACUGAUGUUAAUUAUGCGGAUUAAUUUCAAGCAUCUGUGUUUUUGCAUUUUUUUACUCAGAUCUGAUAAUAUCAACUAUAUUGAUUGCUCGUUUAAAAAUUUGAUUGCACAGUAAAAAAACAGCAAAGAGAAACAAUUCAAAAAUAUUUUUUAUAAACAUUUUAUUUAUCUUGGCUAAUAAAAAUAUCAUUCUGUUGUAGAAAUAAUAGAGCCUUGACAAAAAUUAUUUUCAUUUAUACGAAUUAUUAAGAAAAUUUACAAUUUAUCUUUUAAGAUGCACAGAAGUACCUUUUUGAAAUCAUUAAUGAUUGUACUUGUGUCAAUAUGAAUUUAAUUUCCGAAUAUAUGCAUAUUAUAUUACUUAAUUUAAUACUUAGAUUGUGUACUUGUGAUUAUAUAUAUAUAUA
Messenger RNA from Vespa velutina, 7559 nucleotides. RefSeq names its product PH-interacting protein (gene BRWD3). The transcript is spliced from 22 exons. Gene Ontology annotation, biological process: cytoskeleton organization; regulation of transcription by RNA polymerase II; regulation of cell shape. Gene Ontology annotation, molecular function: protein binding. Bases 1264 to 6528 code for a protein of 1754 amino acids. The record is from RefSeq and is a predicted model, not a curated record. Gene Ontology annotation, cellular component: nucleus. Lineage: Eukaryota; Metazoa; Arthropoda; Insecta; Hymenoptera; Vespidae.